This is a messenger RNA of Penicillium brevicompactum, 1245 nucleotides long. Its product is annotated as amphiphysin. NCBI's taxonomy places the organism in Eukaryota, Fungi, Ascomycota, Eurotiomycetes, Eurotiales, Aspergillaceae. The coding region runs from base 1 to 1245 and encodes 414 amino acids. The transcript is spliced from 3 exons. Gene Ontology annotation, biological process: actin cortical patch localization; endocytosis; plasma membrane tubulation. Gene Ontology annotation, cellular component: actin cortical patch; medial cortex; Rvs161p-Rvs167p complex. The record is from RefSeq and is a predicted model, not a curated record. Gene Ontology annotation, molecular function: lipid binding; protein binding.
AUGAGUUUCAAAGGCUUCCAGAAGAGCAUUGCGCGUGCACCGCAACAGUUCAAGGUCAAGUUCAAUCUCGGUGAACACACCAAGGACGCUGUCUAUUCCGAUGCUGAACGCCGCUUCGACGAGCUGGAGAAGGAAACUAAGAAACUCCACGAUGAAUCUAAGAAAUACUUCGCCGCCAUUAAUGGCAUGUUGAGCCACCAGAUCGAGUUCUCCAAAGCGAUCGCCGAAAUAUACAAGCCUAUCUCCGGUCGCGCUUCCGAUCCCACCUCUUACCAAUUCGAAGGAAACGCAGAGGGCAUUCAGGCCUGUGAGGAAUAUGAAGUGAUUGUCCGCGAGCUGCAGGAGGCCCUGGCCCCCGAGCUAGAGAUGAUCGACAGCCGCAUCAUCAGUCCGGCGGACCAGUUGCUCGAGGUCAUUAAGGUGAUCCGUAAGGUCGCGGUGAAGCGAGACCACAAGAAGCUUGACUUCGACCGUCGCAAUGCGACAUUGAAGAAGCUCCAGGAGAAGAAGGACAAGGCGCUCAAAGACGAAAAGGCCCUUUACAAAGCUGAGAACGAUGUCGAGCAGGCGACGCAGGAAUUCAACUAUUACAACGAUCUGCUGAAAGACGAGCUUCCUAAGCUAUUCGCUCUCGAAGCCGAGUUCAUCCGACCCCUCUUCCAGUCCUUCUACUAUAUGCAACUCAACGUUUUCUACACCUUGCACGACCGCAUGCAGGGCAUGAACAUCAGCUACUUCAAUCUACAGCUGGAUGUCGAAGAGGCCUUCGAGCAGAAGCGCGGCAACAUCCAAGAACAGGCGGAGGCUCUGACCAUCGUCCACUUUAAGACCAAGGGUCUCGGCCGCUCCGGAUCGAAGCUUACUCCCCAUGGAAAGGACGCUGACAGCAAGAGCUCUCUCGGUCGCGGUCGUUCUAGCUCUACGGCAACAGACGAUAAUCCUCCUCCUCCUUACUCUUCUGCUGGUGUCAGCCCCAGUCCGACGGGAAGUAGCUUCUCCGCUGCUGCCAAGAGCAAGCCCGCCCCACCCCCUCCCAGGGCGAAGCCUUCUCACCUCAGUAACAAGCCGGUGGAAACCGUCACUGCUCUUUAUGACUACGAGGCUCAGGCACAUGGCGACCUCGGCUUCUCGGCCGGAGACGUUAUUGAGAUUAUCCAGCGCACGGAGAACACUAAUGAAUGGUGGUCAGGGCGAGUCGCUGGUCGGGAGGGCCAGUUCCCUGCCAACUACGUGCAGUUGAAUUAG